Messenger RNA from Capronia coronata CBS 617.96, 3702 nucleotides. RefSeq lists its product as uncharacterized. The coding region runs from base 1 to 3702 and encodes 1233 amino acids. Gene Ontology annotation, molecular function: protein binding; ubiquitin protein ligase activity. The transcript has a single exon. Gene Ontology annotation, biological process: protein polyubiquitination; ubiquitin-dependent protein catabolic process. Lineage: Eukaryota; Fungi; Ascomycota; Eurotiomycetes; Chaetothyriales; Herpotrichiellaceae. The record is from RefSeq and is a predicted model, not a curated record.
AUGCAUCAAUCCUUCACGGGAAGUGCCCGUAAAGCACGACAGGUCAACCUUUCCGGCCGACAGACAUUGAAUCCAUGGGCUUCAUUGUCAAAGACGCAAUCUGGCGCCAACCCUGUUGCUCAGGCGCAGGCAGAGCGGUUGAAGAGACAGCAUGAAAGAGAACGACUCCAAGCCGCCCGGCUUAUACAGAAACUCUGGCGGGGUCAUUCAAGUCGGAGGCAGCAGAAAUCGAUAUGGAAGCAAUUAUGGGACGAUAACGAGCAGCAGAGAACAGGGACGACUGAGCCUCUCAACUACGAAUCCCUGAUCGAGCGUGAACAAGAGAUCCCCGCUUAUCGAGAUCCUACUCUACUCCUCUUUCAGAUGCGCCUGCUGCUUAGUUUCCAAGAGUUCAGACGUGAACGGGUCCGGGACAAGAAAGACACACUCAGAUUACUAUACUUUGGACAGGCACUGCAGCGGACGAUCGAAGGCCAUCCCUCGCGGCCUGAUUUCGACGAUGUUUGGACAUAUAAUCUCUCGGCAUUGGCAUUGAUUGUGGCCCAGCAUCUCAAGAGCACGAUAUACGACGACUCAGCUCACGCAACGACAUCCCAUGGACCCCGACUGUUGAAGAUGCUGACAUGGCUUGCCGAGAUGGUGCCUGAUGCCAUGGCCAGGGAAGCAUCGAAAUAUUUCCAUGUGAUAGAGAGUGUGCUGCGGACGCAAAGUGCUGAAGUUUGGCGGGAGUGCACAUUGUCGGCAAUCGUGACCCUACUUAAAUCUCCUUGCCACGGACAGCAGUCGGCAUACAUUUCUUUUGCCACGAUCAUCCUGAGUCACGAUUCUUUUGCUGGCGAUAGGGAUGUAUUGAAGCACCUAGCGUCAGCCAUCGACUUGGCGGCACUCUCGAAGGCCAUCACAAAAGAGGUGGAAGACGCAGAGGAAGAUGAGAAGCAGACGCCAAACUCCAGCCAACUGUUAUGGCAGUUGGCCCAUCUUAUCUAUAUGCAUGAUUCUCUCGGGAAAGGAUACGCCGGACAAGAUUCAUACAUCGAAGCGUUGUCGGCACUGUUGGGCCAGUGCGCGAAUGAUAUUGCGGAAAAACUGGAUGCAGCAGACCAGCCGAUGUUUGACAAUGAGAGCAACACCUCUGAACCUUUUCCAGCAUUUUUACGGGAGAUGAUCAUGAGAAUACCUCAACAAGACAAUGUCCGAGCGGUUCUACAUGAAGUGAGCACGCCCAUAUCUCCCAGAACGGGUGAGGAGUUGUCGGAAUUCGAGUCCGCAAAGCGACUGGCCAACUUCGCUGUUUCCUUGCUGAGAGCUUUUCCUUCCAAAGCGCAGAACAUCCGCAUGUAUCUAUAUCAAGGUUCAGUCUCGUCGGUUGGGGAUGCAGAUGUUUCCACAAUCCAGUAUUUCUGGAGGACUGCCCGAGCCACAGGUGUCUUCAAAAGAGCUGUUCAAGACCACCGAAAUGUGCUGUCCCUGUUGAAAGAGGCGGCCCCAGAGACAAAUCAGAUCGGUCGGGCUCCUUUGUCCAGGGCGGAAGUUGCUCUUUGGCGGGAUGAGUGGCGCAUAAUACUCCUCUUUCUCGAGCUUUAUACAUUCGUGCUCAAGUUCAUGGACGACGACGAUUUCUUCGCCCUCGACAAACGUCGUGCUUUUGGAGCGACAUCUCCUACUUCGACGAGUUUUAUGGCGAGACAGGGUGCUCUGCCGCUGGAAGAUGUUGCACUGAUGACCACAUUUUUGAAGAACUUGGCCUUCACCCUAUAUUGGCAUGCGGCCGACUUGGUGCAAAACCACGAAGUCGAGGAAGAAGCUGGUCUGUCUGCCUUGUUUGGGAGUCCAGGUCAGCGAUCGAGCAGGCCAGGGGAGAAGAAGCCGCAGACAUUAACUGGAAACGGUGUCUCCCAGGACUACCUGAAAGGUUUAAUCACUGGCCUCUUGCGGAUGCUGCAUGAGAGAGACUCCCGACGGUCCUUUAUGCCUGCGGACCACUGGUUAAUGACAAGCCAAGUCAACAUGACUGGCUUCAUCCCGGCUGUGGUGGCGGAAGAGGAAAAGAGGCAUGAACUUGCCGAUGCAGAUGGGACCGAGGAAGAUGAUGAUCAACUGGACAAAGGCGCCGAAAUGGACCUCUCCACGGGCUUGGGAGCAUCAGACGCUAUAUUGAGCAACAUGUUCGGCAUUCGCCCCUCACAUAUGCCUCGGACAAGAGCCUCGCGAGCGGUCGAACGUAUGGAGCGCCAACGACAACAGGCCAGAAAGCAGAGACAACUCGAGUCUCUGGCUCCUCGUCUAGAGAUACUUCGAAAUCUGCCAUUCUUCAUCCCAUUCGAGACCAGAGUACAAAUCUUCCGAGAAUUUGUCUACCGCGAUCAAGUCAGGCGGCGUGAUGGUGCUGUUGAUCCUGAUAGCUGGCGCAUGCAGGUGGCCACCAGCACCCAAGGCAGAGAUAUAAACGGCAGGCCUCGUGGACUGGACAUCAUAGGCCGACACCAUGCCGAAAUCCACCGAGAUAGUGUCUUUGAGGAUGCAUACGAGGCGUUCUACCCACUGGGAGAGGCCCUCAAGGAGCCCAUUCAGAUUACCUUCAUCGACAAGUUCGGCAGCCCCGAGGCCGGAAUCGACGGCGGUGGCGUGACAAAGGAGUUUCUGCUCAGCGUCACAACUGAAGCGUUUGACCCGGAGGCUAGUCUUAGCAUGUUCAAGCAGAACAAGCAGGGUUACUUGUACCCGAAUCCGUUGAUCUACCAGGAAACGGCGGAGUUGUUGAAACAUGCAGGCAGAAAGCCCGGCACAGAAGGCUUCGAUUACCCCAUGUCGGAAUUCCUUCGACGCUUUCAAUUCCUCGGGCGAAUUGUGGGAAAGUGCCUGUACGAGGGUAUCCUGAUCGACGUCAACUUUGCAGGAUUCUUUCUCCUCAAGUGGGCUUUGACCGGCGGCACCACUGUCGGCUCCAACGAGUCUGCUUACCGAGCCACCAUCAACGACGUUCGGGAGUAUGAUGAAGAGCUGUACAGUGGGCUUUUGAAACUGAAGAACUACCCUGGCGAUGUGGAGACCGAUUUUGCCCUCGAUUUCACCAUCACAGACACAAUCACCAUAAUGGACGCGCAUGGCAAAGAGAUCACGCGUACCAUCACCACGGAACUGAUGCCGAACGGAGCCAAUACCCCAGUUACGAACACGAACCGAUUGCUGUACAUUGACCGGAUUGUCCGGUACAGACUCCAGCAACAACCGAAGGCCGUCACCGACGCCUUUCUCAAGGGGCUGGGUCAGAUCAUCCAGCCUAUGUGGCUUGCCAUGUUCAACCAAAAGGAGCUGCAGAAGCUGGUGGGCGGCGACAACUCUGAGCUCGAUAUCAACGAUCUGCGCCGAAACACCCAGUAUGGUGGCGUUUAUGCGAUCGGCGACGACGGCCAGGAGCACCCAAGCGUUCAACUCUUCUGGAAAGCCAUGCAGGAGUUCUCGGACGAGGACCGGAGGAAAGUCCUCAAGUUCGUCACGAGUUCCUCCCGGGCGCCCUUGCUUGGGUUCAGCCAUCUGAAUCCCAAGUUCAGCAUCCGGGAUUCGAGCGAGGAUCAGACCCGGUUGCCGAGUGCCAGCACCUGCGUCAAUCUUCUCAAACUACCAAGAUACGGAGACCUGAAGACGAUGAAGGAGAAGCUCCUGUACGCGGUCAACGCGGGGGCAGGCUUUGAUCUGUCAUAA